AGCUGAAUAUUUUAAUCAACGAACUACGAUCCAGAUUGUGUUGAUCAUCAAGAUAUUUGGAGUUCGUACAGACCCAAACACAAACACACGUACUAUCGCACUAGUUGCCGCCUUGUUCCUUCGCACAAGCCCCAAUCCGUUAGUUCCAACCAGUGUUAUCUCCUUUGGAACGGCAAAUCUCGAUUCAAAAAUUGAGAACUUUAUUCUUCUGGAUAUGGGAACACCGAUUGCUAAUUAUAUUGGUGUUGGGAUUCCUGAUCCUAAUAAUCAUAAUCUUCCUUUUCCUCCCUGUAAUGCGGCUGGUAUUCCGAUAUACACAAUGAAUAUUCCCGGGACAGAAUUAUAUGACGGAGUUCCAGUGGGAAAUCUCCCACCAAACUUUAAUCUUGGAUGCGAUAUAGAUCUCUGGGAACUUCAGUCUACAAUACGACGCCACUUAAGAAUUUGAUUUUAUAGAUGAAUACUUGGAUUAGCUGUAUCUUUAUUACAUUUAUUUUGUAUUUCAAAUUAAGAUUUUAUUUUAUUUUAUUUUGAUUUAAUUUUAAUAUUUUAGCUUAAUACUAAUGUUUGAUCAAAAA
Molecule: messenger RNA, 578 nt
Organism: Rhizophagus irregularis DAOM 181602=DAOM 197198
Lineage: Eukaryota; Fungi; Glomeromycota; Glomeromycetes; Glomerales; Glomeraceae
Source: RefSeq, a predicted model, not a curated record